AAACCCCGCCAGUGGGAGUCAGAAGACUCGACGUAUCCAAACAGGGUCCACAACUUUACCGCAGCAGCAACAAUCUGAACAAAGGGCAAACUUUGCAUUGACGAGUUGUUGCAGUCGCAGGGGGCUCGAGGAGCAGUGCGCUCGUUAGGACAUUCUUUGGGGGAUUUUUAAAAAAAAGGGGGGGCGGGGGGGGUACUCAGAUUAGUGUCUUUGUGCCGUUUCACGUGAAAGCGCCUUUAUAAGGCGGCCUUUUUGUGCGCAACGAGAAGAGGACUUGAUCGUGGGCAAAAGGGUGUGAAAGUUUGUGCAUUUUAUUUUUUUUAAACAUGGCAGCGUUUGCGUUACCGGAGGGAUUCACGGAGUUUGACAUGUUUACAUUCGGCUCUGCGCUUCUGGUGGGGGGCCUGAUUGGCUUCUUCCUCAAUGCCAUCAGCAUCGUGUCUUUCCUUAGGGUGAAGGAGAUGUGGAAUCCCAGCAACUUCUUUGUGUUCAACCUGGCUGUGGCCGACAUCUGUUUGAACAUGAAUGGCCUCACAGCGGCCUAUGCAAGCUACCUCAGAUAUUGGCCUUUUGGUCAAGAUGGAUGCACCUAUCAUGCGUUUCAGGGCAUGGUGGCGGUACUGGCCUCCAUCAGCUUCAUGGGCGUCAUCGCGUGGGACAGAUAUCACCAGUACUGCACCAGACAGAAGCUCUUCUGGAGCACUACUUUGACGAUGAGCGCCAUCAUCUGGAUCCUUUCCAUCUUCUGGGCUGCUGUUCCCCUCAUGGGAUGGGGCGUCUAUGACUUUGAGCCUAUGAGGACGUGCUGCACGCUGGACUACACCAGAGGGGACAGGGACUAUGUGACCUACAUGCUGACUCUGGUGUUCCUUUAUCUGAUGUUCCCAGCGCUCACCAUGUGGUCAUGUUAUGAUGCCAUCCACAAACACUUUAAGAAGAUCCAUCUCCACAGGUUCAACACCAGUACGCCCCUGAGGGUAUUGCUGAUGUGUUGGGGCCCCUACGUCAUCAUGUGUAUCUACGCCUGCUUUGAGAACGUGAAGGUUGUAUCUCCAAAGCUUAGAAUGUUGCUUCCAGUUGUUGCAAAGACAAAUCCCAUCUUCAACGCCCUCCUCUACUCGUUUGGGAAUGAGUUCUACCGCGGCGGCGUGUGGCACUUCCUCACCGGGCAGAAGAUGGUUGAUCCGGUUGUCAAGAAGUCAAAAUAAAAGGAAACUACUUAUGUCAUCAUCAGAUCCUCCUUUGCUUGGAUGUUGUAAACAUCAAUGAGCCCUUCAGAUGUCUGUACAGCUGGUAUAUAUUGUGGACCUGAGCUAAAACUCAUCACAUUCUCUACAUUUGGAGCCUCCUGCUGGAUAUGUCUUCAGCCAUUUUCUGUGUUCAAAUCACAGGAUCAUUUCUACAUUUGUCGUAAAGCUGCAAUGCUUGUUCGUCUGUGCCGCACCACUUACAAUAAACCCAUUGUGCUGCUUCUCUGCCACUGAAUGCUGCAUCUACUGUAACUUGUUGUU
Molecule: messenger RNA, 1511 nt
Organism: Pungitius pungitius (ninespine stickleback)
Lineage: Eukaryota; Metazoa; Chordata; Actinopteri; Perciformes; Gasterosteidae
Gene: rgrb
Product: retinal G protein coupled receptor b
Exons: 7
Coding region: 327-1208 (293 amino acids)
Biological process (GO): phototransduction; visual perception; cellular response to light stimulus
Cellular component (GO): plasma membrane
Molecular function (GO): G protein-coupled photoreceptor activity
Source: RefSeq, a predicted model, not a curated record